CUAAAUUCUUUUAUACGUUUUGACCUGAUCUUCAUUUCUCGUCUUUAUUAGCACAUAGUAGCUCUGAUCUUUAGAGAGUCUGAACAUGUCUGAAAUGAGUGCUUUAUGGGUUCUCAGUAGGCCAGUAUUAGGGAGAGGGUUGUCUGCUUCAGCUGGGUGUUGCUUAUGUCAACUCCUGGUAUACAUACUAGUCCAGUACUACCAGAGAGCCUACGCACUCUGGCUUGACGUCUUGUUUUCAUUAACAGGGAUCAUCUGUUCUUCUAGAAAGUCUACAAGCGUCUUGUUGGUCGUUACAGUGGAGUAGUAAGCCUGGCCAGCUCUAGUUCACUGCAGCAUAUGAUUGAUUCAUUUUUUUAAGCUUUACACGACUUCCUUUUCUUCACUGUUUUUUUAUUUAUUUAUUUUAUAUUGCUAUGGUAAUGGGGUGUUACAUCGACAAGAGC
Messenger RNA from Rhizopus microsporus ATCC 52813, 446 nucleotides. RefSeq lists its product as uncharacterized. Lineage: Eukaryota; Fungi; Mucoromycota; Mucoromycetes; Mucorales; Rhizopodaceae. The record is from RefSeq and is a predicted model, not a curated record. The transcript has a single exon. The coding region runs from base 86 to 307 and encodes 73 amino acids.